Molecule: messenger RNA, 1664 nt
Organism: Camponotus floridanus (Florida carpenter ant)
Lineage: Eukaryota; Metazoa; Arthropoda; Insecta; Hymenoptera; Formicidae
Product: fatty acyl-CoA reductase 1-like
Exons: 9
Coding region: 100-1623 (507 amino acids)
Biological process (GO): long-chain fatty-acyl-CoA metabolic process
Cellular component (GO): peroxisome
Molecular function (GO): alcohol-forming very long-chain fatty acyl-CoA reductase (NADP+) activity
Source: RefSeq, a predicted model, not a curated record
AUAGAAUUUAUAAGUUUUCUAUAAUCCAUUUGACUGAAUACGCGCAUUAUUUUAUUUUCGGUAUAUUUAAUCAUUUCGAUAUUGUUACAAUUGUGAAAAAUGGAUAAAGAAACGACUUUGUCGAUACCAACAUUUUAUUCUGGAAGAAGUAUAUUUAUCACAGGCGCAUCAGGAUAUUUGGGAAAAGCGUUGAUAGAAAAAUUGCUGAGAUCAUGCCCCGAUACGCGAGAAAUAUUCUUAUUAAUGCGCCCGAAGACCAAUAUGUGCAUUGAGGAAAGACUCCAGCAAAUACUGGCAAACUCGUUAUUUGAUAGAUUACGCAACGAACGACCCCAUUGUUUCAAAAAAUUGAUUCCGUUGAAGGGUGAUAUCAAAAUCGAGGGAUUAGGUUUGUCAUCUGUUGACAGAAACACUUUGAUCGAAAGGGUAUCUAUAAUAUUUCACGUAGCGGCGAAUGUGAGAUUCGAUAAUACACUAAAGAAGGCUAUAUUUAUAAACCUUCGGGCGACAAGAGACAUCUGCGUUUUAAGCAAAAGUUUAAAAAAUUUGAUGGUUUUGGUGUAUGUCAGCUCGACUUAUUCGCAAGUCGAUAAAUUCGUCGUCGAUGAGAUCGUAUAUCCAAUGGAAAUCGACUGGAGAAAAACAAUUCAAAUUGCCGAAACCAUGGAUGAUUAUGUCUUGGAGGUAUUUAAAUCAAAAUAUUUAGGCGCAAUGCCGAAUACAUACACAUUUACCAAAAAACUUGCGGAACAGGUGAUAACUGAUUAUUCCGAAUCACUGCCAUGCGUGAUUUGCAGACCAUCUAUAAUUUCACCAGCGAUAAACGAACCUGCAAAAGGCUGGUUGGAAAACUUUAACGGUCCAGUGAGACUGAUGGUCGGUUGUGGAAAAGGGAUAGUACGAGUGUUUUACAAUAAUCCAUUUGCUUCUGACAAUUAUAUACCAAUUGACACUGUUGUUAAAGCUAUGAUUGUUGCGACAUGGAAGCGUGGCGUGAUGAACAAGAACAACGAUAUGGAAAAUAUUCAUCCACUCGUUUAUAAUUGCUCGACUGAUCAUAACACGAAUCUAUCACGCUUAACAAUGUUGCAAAUGAGCAAGCGAAUCCUCCUUUCGGAGAUUCCUUUUGAAAACAUAAUCUGGACUCCUGAAACAGUUAUGAUACAGAAUCAUUUUUUUUAUAGAAUAUUAGUAUUACUGCUGCACGUGAUACCGGCCAUAUUUAUCGACGGAUUAUUACGAAUUGUAGGCAAAAGUUCUAGAUUAUUGAAACAAUAUAGGAAAAUAUUUACAGUUAACAAUCAUGUCGCGCAUUUUUUAUUCAACGAUUGGGACUUUCGAAAUCAAAAACUAUUAAGUUUAUCAAAUGAAAUACCGCUUGGCAAUCAACAAGAUUUUGGGUUUAUGGCAGACGUAAAUUACAAUGGUGACAAGCUACUGUAUUAUAAAAAUUGUCUAAUUGGAGGUAAAAUUUUUCUUUUAAACGAGAGCAUGGAUCAAACAAAGUUAGAUGCAACGAGAUUCCAUCAUAAAAGAAUGCUUUGGAUAGACAGAAUUGUGAAAAUAUUAAUCGGCAUUGUCUUCGUAUGGAUAAUAUGGACUCGAUAUAUGAACAUGUAUUGAUUGUUCUACGAGAGAUAAUUUGGCUUCAUAAAUAACCGUGG